This is a messenger RNA of Paraglomus brasilianum, 786 nucleotides long. The record is from the annotation of a GenBank genome assembly. NCBI's taxonomy places the organism in Eukaryota, Fungi, Glomeromycota, Glomeromycetes, Paraglomerales, Paraglomeraceae.
AUGACUUCCCAAUCGGCAUCUUCACAGCAAUCUUCUCCCUCCAGCGUCACUUUCGACUGCAAAUGGAGCCGGUGUUCGCUCGCCUAUGGUUCUCUCGAUGACCUUAUAGUCCAUAUCCACGAAGUACACGUUGGCAAGAAAAAGUCGAAAUAUAUCUGCGAGUGGGCAAACUGUCCAAGAAUCGGACAGAACCAAAAGUCUCGGUUUGCUCUUGUUACUCAUUUGAGAAGCCAUACGGGCGAGAAGCCAUUUGCUUGUGAUUUCGAAGGUUGCGAAAAAACUUUUACACGGCCAGAUUCACUAAGAAAGCACAUACGAUCGCAGCACGGAAACAAUCAAUCUCAAAUGGCCGAAUCACCCAGACAUACUAUAUCAUCCAAGAAACGCAAGCCUCGCUCACCCUCUUCUUCACUGUCUGAAGAAUCUUCACAUUCCUCUCGAGCAUACCGUAACUCGACACACGCUCAAACUCACAUAAAUCGCAGCAAUCCGUCCUCUCGUCUGCCUACACUACCUAAUCACAGCGAUAAUGUAUACAAUCCCCAUCGUACUUAUACUUCCUCAUCGAACACAACAUCACCGAACGAGAGUGAAGACGAAAGCGAUACACAAGGGACAACAUACUAUGAGAAAUAUUUACUAUUGAAGGCGAAGAGCAAGUAUAUUAGACGGGAGAAUGAAAUACUUGUGGACGAGUAUCAAAACGUAAAAGUUAGAUUGAAGAGACUGAAAACGGAAAAGGACAUUUUGUUGGAUGCCGUUAUUGCUGCUUCAGGAGAUGAAUAG